This is a messenger RNA of Seriola dumerili (greater amberjack), 551 nucleotides long. RefSeq names its product Fc receptor-like protein 5. Gene Ontology annotation, molecular function: transmembrane signaling receptor activity. The record is from RefSeq and is a predicted model, not a curated record. Gene Ontology annotation, biological process: cell surface receptor signaling pathway. Lineage: Eukaryota; Metazoa; Chordata; Actinopteri; Carangiformes; Carangidae.
UGUUGACUGCGUCGAUGCUACUGGUCGCACAUGUGCAGCGAAGUUAUCUUCAGACGUCUGAUGUUCGUAUCGUCCCGUCCAGACUGCAGCUCUUUGAGUACGAGUCGGUCUCUUUCAGCUGUCAGGGGUUGAAUGUCUCAGCCGGAUGGAGAGUCAGGAACAUCAAGAAUAGGACUUCAUGUUUGAUGUCCACAGUGACCUGCACCAAUAACUAUACCUUGGUGUCAGACAGUGGAGAAUACUGGUGUGAAGCUGCAGGAGGAGAGAGAAGCAACACAGUCAACAUCACAGUCACUGGUGGCUCUGUGAUCCUGGAGAGUCCAGUCGUCCCUGUGAUGGAGGGAGAAUCUGUGUCUCUGCGCUGUAGAACCAGGAAGAACGUCUCCGACCUCACGGCUAAUUUCUAUAAAGAUGGCCUCCUCAUUGGGAACAGCUCUACAGGAAACAUCACUAUUGAAAGUGUUUCCAGGUCUGAUGACGGCCUCUACAAGUGUAACAUCCCUGGAGCUGGAGAGUCUCCACAGAGCCAACUGAUGGUCACAGGUAAGUGA